Magallana angulata is the source of this 821-nucleotide messenger RNA. RefSeq lists its product as uncharacterized. The record is from RefSeq and is a predicted model, not a curated record. NCBI's taxonomy places the organism in Eukaryota, Metazoa, Mollusca, Bivalvia, Ostreida, Ostreidae. The coding region runs from base 60 to 821 and encodes 253 amino acids. The transcript is spliced from 4 exons.
GGCAAUAAAUACUGACACUUUAACAAAUCCUAAAGACUGCUUUAUGAUCCGAUAUAGACAUGAAUCUGGCAUGUGAGAAACAUACUUGGCAGACUUCAGAGAAGUACCCCUCCUCUAGAGCUGUAGACGGAUUGUGUGGAAAUCUAUCAGAAAGCGGAGGCCAGUGUGCGGUGUCUUUGGAGUCGAACGCCGAUGUCACUUGGCUAGUGGACCUCGGUAAAUUUCAGAGUAUUCAUAAAAUAGUCAUACAUUAUAGAACCGAUGAAAUGCCAUUUGCAAACAGUGAUUUGGCAGGCACCUUUCUUGGAUUUUCUGUCUAUGUGUCGAAUACAACAGUCAAGGAGGACGGGUACCUGUGCUAUCACGACACGACGUAUACACCGUCAACUAUUCCGUCAAGUCUGACCAUAGAAUGCACCAUGCCAGGUCGAUAUGUGAUCUAUUUUAACACCAGAGAAGGCAAUUUGUCCACAAAACCUGGCUAUUCUACAAAGGCACAAAUAAAUCUAUGCGAAGUGGAGGUGUAUGGUUGUCCUCUAGGGUUCUUUGGUGUGCAUUGCUCAAAGACUUGUCCAGUUAACUGUCACCAUUGCAGCAUUGUGUCUGGAGAAUGUCUUGGAGACUGUCGGCUUGGUUUUUCCGGACAAUUCUGUGAUAAUUAUGAAAGAAUUAAUAUGGCAUUGCAUCGCCCGACUUUUCAACUGCAUUCACUUUUUGACGGACAACCAAGUUCCAGACUCGUUGAUGGUAAAAAAAGUGAUCUUAAUAUACUCAGCAGUCAGUGCACUUCUACUCAAGAUGGCCAGUCGUUUGUAAUGUAA